Gallus gallus (chicken) is the source of this 7137-nucleotide messenger RNA. It is a transcript of the gene SSBP2, whose product is annotated as single stranded DNA binding protein 2. The coding region runs from base 17 to 1123 and encodes 368 amino acids. Gene Ontology annotation, biological process: positive regulation of transcription by RNA polymerase II. The transcript has 17 exons. Gene Ontology annotation, cellular component: nucleus. Gene Ontology annotation, molecular function: protein binding; single-stranded DNA binding. Lineage: Eukaryota; Metazoa; Chordata; Aves; Galliformes; Phasianidae. The record is from RefSeq and is a predicted model, not a curated record.
GGAGCUCUCCGCAGGCAUGUACGGCAAAGGCAAGAGCAACAGCAGCGUCCCGUCCGACAGCCAGGCCCGGGAGAAGUUAGCACUGUAUGUAUAUGAAUAUCUGCUCCAUGUAGGAGCACAGAAAUCAGCCCAGACAUUUUUAUCAGAGAUAAGAUGGGAAAAAAACAUCACACUGGGGGAGCCCCCAGGAUUCUUGCACUCCUGGUGGUGUGUAUUUUGGGAUCUCUACUGUGCAGCUCCAGAAAGACGAGAAACAUGUGAACAUUCAAGUGAAGCAAAAGCCUUUCAUGACUAUAGUGCUGCAGCAGCUCCCAGUCCAGUGCUAGGAAACAUUCCCCCAGGAGAUGGCAUGCCAGUAGGUCCUGUACCACCGGGUUUUUUUCAGCCUUUCAUGUCCCCUCGGUACCCUGGAGGUCCAAGGCCACCUUUAAGAAUACCCAACCAGGCACUUGGAGGUGUCCCAGGAAGUCAGCCAUUAUUGCCUAGUGGGAUGGACCCAACACGGCAGCAAGGGCAUCCAAACAUGGGUGGACCUAUGCAGAGAAUGACUCCUCCGAGAGGAAUGGUUCCUUUAGGACCACAGUCUGACCCUUGGUUAUCAUUGCAGAACUAUGGAGGUGCAAUGAGACCCCCACUGAAUGCUUUAGGUGGCCCGGGGAUGCCUGGAAUGAACAUGGGCCCAGGGGGUGGUAGACCUUGGCCAAAUCCAACCAAUGCCAAUUCCAUACCUUAUUCUUCAGCAUCUCCUGGGAAUUAUGUAGGUCCUCCAGGAGGUGGAGGGCCACCAGGAACACCCAUCAUGCCUAGUCCAGCAGAUUCAACCAACUCUGGAGACAACAUGUACACUUUAAUGAAUGCAGUACCACCUGGACCCAACAGACCUAAUUUUCCAAUGGGGCCAGGGUCAGAUGGACCUAUGAGUGGACUGGGUGGAAUGGAUUCACAUCAUAUGAAUGGAUCAUUAGGCUCAGGAGACAUGGACAGUAUUUCCAAAAACUCUCCCAGUAAUAUGAGCAUGAGUAAUCAGCCUGGCACUCCCAGAGAUGACGGUGAGAUGGGUGGAAACUUCCUAAACCCUUUUCAGAGUGAGAGCUACUCCCCUAGCAUGACAAUGAGUGUGUGAUCCGUUAACAAGUGUCGUCCUGAAGACCACAGUGAGUUGGCCCUCUUCAGAGAGCUACUGCAGAAGAAAAUUAUUCAUCCCAGUGUACAGUCUUAACAAAAGGAUCUCAGACACAAUCAGACCCACCAUUUUUUUUUCCUACCAUCUCCCCUGUUUUUUCAAGAAAGUGGGUCCCAAAUAUGAUUGAGACAACUGAGUGGCAUAACAGAACUGCCCAUGAUGGAACUGCAAUUAUCUGUGUAUGUACAUGCAUGGGUAAAUGUAUAUGUAUGUGUGUGUGGCACAGAAAUACACACAUACAUAUAUAGCCCUGCAGGACACUGUAAAAUAUUAUCACAUGACAUCUUAAGUAGAAAUGAAAAGUAGGGACUUAUAUUCCAUCUUUUUUUUUUCACGUUUACAUUCUAAUUAUUAAAAUUUGCUUGCCCUCUCCCCUCCUGAACUGUUUUACGUUGCAUAUAUCAUUGCUUUAUAAGUUAUUUUUUAAGGUGAACUCAUUUGAUAAAUCUGAUUUUGUAAAUGUCUGCCAUUAUGGAUAGGAAUAAAAUUGCUUAUAAGAGCUUUCAUUAACUUGUGUUUGAUACCAGUUACAUACCCUGUGAAUCACAAACUGUGUUGUCUCAAGAAAUAGAAGAAAGCUCAUCUUAAUUUUUUGGAGAAAUUUAAUAGUUUUCACCUAGUUUGGUGAUUUUUUUAAUACUUUGCCUUUAAAAAAAGAAAAAAAAGAAAAAAAAAGAAGCACUGAAGGUUAUUUUUCUUCUUUAAUUGAAGCCUAAUAUCUGCAAUAUCUAUUUUGAAAUGGAAGCCUGAAUUUGAUACAAGCUUCUCAGUAUAUAUAGAGUACUAUAAGGUUACUGUAUGUGAGCUCCAAUUGCUAUAGAAUCUAGCAAUAAAGUGUCAGGGCUUAUUCUGCCUUCGGGAAUGGAUUUUCUAUUUAGCACGAUCCUCUGUAGGGGUGGUAGCUAGUGGAAACACAGUAGAGUCCUUAUUAACGAAACUUGUUCUAACAAUUUAUGUUUACGUUUCCCCUUUUCAGUAAUUCUCAACUGAAUCGUAAUUAACCAUGGUCUUGAUGACACAAUCUUCCAAGCCCAUUGAGAAAUCAGAUCACUCUGGUACAUGAAUUCACCCCCCAAACCUUUCAGUAAGCAGCCAUUUUCGUGAAACAAAAUGAGGGAGUAAACCUUUUAUGACUACUAUGUCUUGUGAGGGUCUUACCUGUUGCCAUGAACACAAGAGGAACAAAGGUCUGGGGCAUUUUAUAAGGUCAGCAUGUUAGAUGUGAAAGCUGGGAACAGAAUGGAGAAAAGGUGUGUGGCCUUUAAGGAAGAGCUUCUGGAAAUAAUCCCACGUCUCUUUAGUCAAAGCUCUAAAACCAAGACUGUAGUAAGUUUAGCUCCUAGUGAGCUCCAGAUCUCCCAAGAAAAUUGAAGUUUUCAAUUGAGUAGUGGUCAAAACAUUGAUGAUCAACAAUGUGAACACAAAGUGGCUGCACUAAAAUUUAUGCCACGGACAAAAACCGAAGUCCACCUUGGACUUUGCAGAUGGAAGAGCCACUUAGGAGGAGGAGCACUUCUGGACAGACGAUGUCCAUGCAGUCUUGUAAGGGGAUAUUUUUUCAUAAAUUUGUGCUGAAGAAUUGUAUGUAGUAUGCUCAUUGCGAUGGUAGAUGCACAUGAGGAGUAACAGAAUCUCAUAACUCAUUUUUAUUUUUAUAUAUGUUAUAUAUAUGUAAAAAUAAAAACAUAUACGUAUUUUAUUCUCUUGCUAUGGCUGUUAAGGAUGAAGCUCUUGGAGGCUUAAAAUUCUGUUAAAAUAUCUGAAGUUUUGGUAGCAUUAUUUUUUAGUAAUAAUGGCUAUUUUGAUUAGCUAUAAUCUUGAACUAGAUUGUCAUUAUAUAGUUUCGUGGACUUUAUUCCCAGUGAUUAUGAAGGUUGAAUUAAUUUGCUUCUCUUUGGAAGACAUUUUGUUGCUGUCUAAAGAGAUGUCAGGAGCCCCUAUAAUUUGCAUUAAAAAAAAAAACAUAAAGCAAAACGUAAUUUCCUGAGAUCCAUCACAGUUGUCACUAAUAAGUUUCCCUGGUUAUGUCCACAGUGCAGCCCAGCUUCUCCCAGAAACAGUGCAAAGUGCAGGCAUCCUUGUAGCUUGUAUUUGUCAUCUGUAUUACCCUUGUUGGUAGCCUUCCAAGAACGAUUCUAGGACUCUUUUCUGCCCAGUUGCAGGCACAUGAUGUCAUUGCUGCUGGACUGAGGUAGAUGAAUAUAUCUGGACAUCACAUGCCAAAGCCCUUUCAUGCAGCAGGUAAGUGCCCUUGAGACAUGCCCUUGAGCCUGUGACCUGAGUCCAUCCGGGAUCUGCUGGGUGCCUCACAGGGAGCCCCUGCAGAGCAUCGCUGAGAUUGUAAGACAGUGCAUGUUGCCAAAAGAGCUGCUUGCUCUAGCAACAUUAAACAGAACUGUGGCUUUGUACUAAUCCAAACUCAUUUUUUUAUUUUUCCUCCUGUAUUUGGUAUUAUCUUCAACAGUUUAUUGGCACCUGUUAAGGAUAAAAGUCUGACCAUUACAUUAAAUCUAUGCAUAAAGCAGUACCCUUUAAAUGGAACUGCCAGCACAUAUUGAAUAUUUUUAUCAAAAUAUGUUGGCCUAAUGUAUAUACAUGAGCAUAACAUCCUUUCAGACGUAUCUUUUCUUCUGUAGUUCUUUUGAGCCUCCCUUCUAUGCAGUUUUUCUUAUUGCCAGCAAAUAUUUGUUUCCACUUUACAUUUCAUUUCUCAGACACUUAUAUUAAAUUAAACAUUGUUGCAUCAAUCCUGCAGCAUGAAUGUCAGCACAUACACUGCUGGUUUCAAAAGGAACAGAACUGGGCUGUGCUUCUCAUAACAUAUAACUCUGUGCCCUGGUACUUCAAGUUACUAGGUAUGUCAGUACUUUCCAUAACUAUACAGCCCCACAGAUUGGUGGAACAGAAGCUGUGCAAGCUUGCAGAAUUGUAGAUUUGAUUGAAUAAUUGGUGAACAUCUUGUUAUUAGAAUUCUAAUCAGAUAUAAAGUAGCCUAAUCAUCUUGCUUUUUGUGAGGAAUGCUUGCCUUCUGUGCUUACAUACAUGAGUGAAGUUGUAAAUAACUCACUGUUCAUUGCUAAGAUCAGGUGAUAACAACCAUUCUGGAACUGAACCUGUAGAAAACAACAGUACGUGCUAAAUGCUCAACUUAUAAAUUACAAGUAUCCCAUUAUUUUUUAAAUUUGCAUGGAGAUUUUUGUUUGGUCAUUUGUUUUCUUUCUUUUGCUUACGAUACUUGUAGGGUUUUCAUCACAUAAAGGAGUAUUAAUAUGGAAAGAAAGAUUAUUUCCAAGAACUGAUUGAAUACACCCAUUUAUGUUUCUAAUGCACUAAAUAUCAGUGUGUAAUGCAACUGCUGUUUUUAUCUGUCCAUAUGCAACAGCAUUGUUGAUUAUGUCAGAACUUGUCUGGCUCUGGGAGAAAUGCUCUUCUCAUUGAUGCUAGGUAGGUUUUCCACAGUGUGUUUUUAGACAGAUUUCUUGCUUUCAUUUAGAAACAAACAGAUAAUGAUUUAGAAGAUCUUUCAGGCAAGGUUAAAGUAAGGCUUUUUGUGGGGUUGGACUCGAUGAUCUCUACAGGUCCCUUCCAACCCCUGCAAUUCUGUGAAUCUGUGAUUUUUAAGAACAAGUUAUGAAAUCUUAAAAGCACAGAAAUAUGGGAAUAAUAUAUUGGAACUGCAGAAAUAGAGUCUCAUACCAUCAGAACUCUGGCAAAAAUUCUGGCCUUGUAGAAUUCAGCUGGAGUUGGGAUUCAUUUGUGGAUUUCACAGUGAAAUCAGUACUUUACCUUCUGCAUAAACCCAUGAGUAGGAGCAUCCAGACCCAGAUUUUAUCUCUACAUCUGAAUCUUGCAUAGACAAGAAUGGGGUUUAAGGCAAGGAAGAAGUUGUAUGAAUCAUGAGUAAAACAUGUAGCCUGAUGAAAACAAGUACCUUGUAUUUGCAUGCAUGGGUUGCAUUAUUUUCUUAAUUGCCUGUGCACAAGGAAGAACUGCAGUUGCACUUGAUGUUUUGGGAGUUGGUACAUGCAAAAGACAGCAGUAAUGGUGAGAUAGGUCAUUGACGCUCUGUAGACUGCCCAAAUGUGUCCUAUCUUGCCUUGGGAUGACUUGGCAUCUGAAUGACAGUCCCCCAGGAGUCUCCAGAAGCCAGCCCAGCCAUGUAUCAUCUCCACAAGGAGAGCACUGACUGCCAGAAUGACCAGCUCACUCCCCUCUUGAUUCUGCAGAGCACAGUGCCCCAUGACACAUCUCCUGUCCUCUGGAGGCGUUCAGCCUUUGCUCUCCCUGUAAAACAUGAGGAGAGUGAUAUCAUUUAUCUUAAAUAGUUGAAAAUAGGAAGAAGGGAGUAAAGCUUUGCCUCUGGAGACCAGUUCAGCAUCAUUGCACUGGGGCAGCUUCAUGAACUGGCCAAAAAUCAUUUGAAUUUUGCUCUGUUCUGUGGUUAGCAGAUGAAAAACUGCAUUUCAAGAGGAUUUAGAAUUAGAUGGGCAGUGUAAUGAGAGACCAGCUGUUACAGUAUUCAGUGUUGAACAUUAUCCUUCACUCGUUAAGAUGAAUUUUCAGUUGACAAAUGUUGCAGGGAUUUCUACUUCUCAGAUCAGUUAAUUAUUUUUAGGCAUUUUCUCCUGUUCUUAGGCUUCCCUGAUCCAGUGUUGUUGUUGGUAAAUACAGACUGAAUCUCCAGAAUUUGACCAUAUAUUUUUGCAUUUGCAGAAUAUGAAAGAGGGUUGAAAGAUAUUGAAAACAAAACAAAACAAACAAUCAAAGAAAACCUGGUAAUUGUUUUCUAUUUUAUUUCACAGUAAGUGAGGAUAGAGCCAUAGCUUCUGUCCCAAACGUUCUUGGGUUUGGUUAGGCCUUCAGGAAGGGAAUCCUGGCAAAGCAUAUCUUUAAAUUAAAACCCCCCAAACUGUUUCAACAGUGACAGCUCAUUUCUCUUUAAACUGAUCACACUAAGGAUCUAAUUCAGGAUGUAAUGACACACAACAUCUAUAAAAAAUGAGUACACUCAAAUGUAAAUGACUUAGAUUUAAAUUUCAGUGUAUGCAGCUCCCUCUGCUUUCAGACAUUAUUGGCUCCAUCCUAUAAGCUGCUGUUUGUGCCAGUUGUCCUGCUGAAACUUUGGUGAAACCGCUCAGAUAGCGUCAUUUUUCUUGUAGGAUUUCACCCUGACCUUGGUGAAAUGUAGAAUUUGUCUGAAGUGUGACAUUAUUUUGCAGAUCUAUAUAUGGAGAAAAAUACAAAGAAUCUACCAAAAUUACCAAAAUGUUGUUUCAACAUGAAAAACAGAGGAAAAAAUCCUUAGCUAAAUUACUGAUUUGAGUGCAUGCAUGCAAGUUGUUUGCCAGCACUGUCAUCUUGGAAACAAAUUACAGUAACAAAUUUAGGGAAGAUAAAUGGACUGUCUACUCAACAAUUGAAAUUCUGAUCCUGCAAACACAUGCACAUUUGUUUGAAAUAAAGCCUACACAGGCUUAAUUUUAAGCAGAUUUAACAAUACAAAUAAUAUCCUUCAGAAGAGUGAGACUGCUAAAAUGCUAAACCCAGGCUGAGCAUGGACAGUCUAGAAGUCUUCCCCAAGCUAACAUUUUAUCUCAUUUUACUGAUUUUACUGGUGCAUGAACACGUUCAUGUGCCAACAGUACUGAUAUGUGGAACAGAUAUGGCUUUCUUCUGUUUCUUAUUUUAUUUCUUAGAGCAUUGUUCACUACUAUAUUAAACGUUUUUGUGAACUUGUCCUUUCAUUUUGCUUUCAGUCAUGCAGCCAUAGUUUCCCGCAACAUAGCUAACAGCUUUGCAGUUUUAGUCUGAACUUCUCUUUGGUCACUGUUCUUCAUCUAAGCCUAAAAUAUGUAAGAAAGCCUCUCAUGUAAUGGGAAAACUUGCCAUAAAAAUGUGUAAGAGUUUUCUCGGGUACAUGUUUUCACAUUUAAUAAAAAGACAAUUUUCAGUUA